Molecule: messenger RNA, 1215 nt
Organism: Anopheles darlingi
Lineage: Eukaryota; Metazoa; Arthropoda; Insecta; Diptera; Culicidae
Product: aquaporin-like
Exons: 4
Coding region: 2-946 (314 amino acids)
Biological process (GO): transmembrane transport
Cellular component (GO): plasma membrane
Molecular function (GO): water channel activity
Source: RefSeq, a predicted model, not a curated record
CAUGGAGUUUAAUGGUUUAUCGAAGGAUCAGGACCAUCAGCAUCAGCAGCAGCAACCUCAACGACCUCCAUUAUACGAAGCGAAUGGUGUCACAGCCGGAACCAGAUCUGUACAAGAAGGCUGGAGUUUUGACGUUGUUUGGCAAACGAAAAUCUCCAACACCACCUCCUUCGACGUACUGGUCAAGUUCCUGGGGGAGUUCUUCGGGACGGCAACACUCAUGUUUCUUGGCUGUAUGGGUUGCCUGGAUGGAUUCGAUAAUGCGACGAGUAACUUCAGCCGCGGCAUCGUCUUCGGUUUUACCGUGAUGAUUGUAAUACUGACGUUCGGUGUUGUAUCCGGAGCGCAUAUUAAUCCGGUUGUUUCGAUAGCAGCCUACAUCUAUGGGGAUCUCUCAGCGAUGAUGACGCUAGUAUACUUUGUGGCUCAGUUUGCCGGGGCCAUAUGUGGUUACGGAUUGCUGAUGGCAGUAGCACCGGCCACCUACUUCGACGAUGCACUGGUAACGGGACGCGGAAGCUGUGUGACGGCACCACACGACAGCUUGUCUACUGGCAGUGCUCUGGCCAUUGAGUUUCUCGUCACUGGGAUACUAAUUUGGAGCUGCUGCGGUGUUUGGGAUCCGCGCAACGCAAAACAUCAGGAUUCGGGUCCACUCAAGUUCGCGCUACUAGUCGCUGCCAUUUCAGUUGCCGCCGGACCAGCGACUGGUGCCAGCAUGAACCCGGCUAGAACGUUAGCUCCUUGCUUGUGGAACAACAGUUAUCAUAAAAUUUGGAUCUACUUUGUUGGACCUCCGCUGGCUGGUAUAGUGAUGCCGAUCUUCUACAAGUACAUCUUCCGUAAAGAGGUGACACCGGAUAGUGCAACAGAAGCAGAACCACCGCGAGAGCAAGUGUGUGUCUGUGUUGUUCACAAUCGAGAGUCUAACGAUGUGAAAGUUUAAGGAAAGUUUCCUACCCAUUGAUAUUAAAAAGCAUAAAAAAAACAAACAUUUCUAUGAAAUGUUUUACACGAUGUUUAGCAAGGGAUCUCUUAUAGAGUUAACCGCAUUUAUCAAUGAGGAAUGGUUUCAAACCAUCGAAAUCUAUGGGCUAAGGGUUUCCUGCACUAUAUCCAACUUAUUAUAAAGUAUCUAUAUUUAAAAAUAACCUUUAACCAACUAGCUACGGGCGAGUCAUAGCUCGUUCUCUUAUAUGUUAAAAAUAAAUAAUU